AUGGGUUUGAUGGGUGAGAACCUAACACAGAUUGUGAUACCUGUGGCUGCUUUAGUGGGGAUUGUGUUUGCUUUGUUUCAGUGGUUUUUGGUGUCAAAGGUGAGGGUAAUUGGGUCUGGUUUGGAUGGAUAUAAGGACAGGUUGAUCGAAGAAGAUGAACCAGAGGAGGGUAUUGACUCUGAAGAGGCUGUUGCCAUGUGUGCUGAGAUUCAAAAUGCCAUUUCUGUUGGAUAUUAUGGAGUUCCCAGGGAUUUAUCUGAUAAUUUACUUGAAGUACUAUUAAUUAAAUAUGCUGGAUUGUUUAAGAUAGAUAAGUUUUUAGUUCUGCCAACCAAGGGCUUGAAUAAGCUCUGUAAAUGCAGGAAUUUGAAGAACAAUCAAUUGACUGGUCCUAUCCCUUCAACAUUAACACAGAUUCCCAAGCUCAAAACUCUGGACCUUGCUCGUAACCAGCUUAUUGGUGAGAUACCGAGGUUAAUCUAUUGGAAUGAAGUAUUACAAUAUCUAGGGUUACGUGGCAAUUCUUUAACUGGAACCCUGUCCCCAGAUAUGUGCCAACUGACUGGCCUGUGGUAUUUUGAUGUAAGAGGCAAUAACCUAACUGGAACAAUCCCUGAUAACAUUGGCAAUUGUACAAGCUUUGAGAUCUUAGAUAUCUCAUACAAUCAGAUCUCUGGGGAGAUUCCAUACAAUAUUGGCUUUCUACAAGUGGCCACUCUAUCUCUGUAAGGAAAUAGGCUGACAGGGAAAAUUCCAGAGGUGAUAGGUCUAAUGCAAGCCCUUGCUGUUUUGUAAGUGUGCUUAAUAUAGUGGCAUGUCUUUGAGAAUUUUUUUUUAGAAUGUGUCUGAAUAUAGUUGAAGUCAGAUAGUACUUGCUGAGAUUCUUUGAGAUGGAUGGACAAUGUGAAAGCUGUAUAUUAAUUAUAUUUAUAGGGAUAGUGACUAAUGGAACAACAUUAUUUUUUGAAGUCAUUAUUUUUUUUCCACCUCCUCAAUUGCUUGUU
Molecule: messenger RNA, 1004 nt
Organism: Camellia sinensis
Lineage: Eukaryota; Viridiplantae; Streptophyta; Magnoliopsida; Ericales; Theaceae
Source: RefSeq, a predicted model, not a curated record